Molecule: messenger RNA, 5901 nt
Organism: Branchiostoma floridae (Florida lancelet)
Lineage: Eukaryota; Metazoa; Chordata; Leptocardii; Amphioxiformes; Branchiostomatidae
Exons: 4
Coding region: 658-5259 (1533 amino acids)
Molecular function (GO): protein binding
Source: RefSeq, a predicted model, not a curated record
UCUAAGAACACGUCACCGAGACUCUUAAGGGCUUCAACCUCGAUCAGGAGGUCCGCUUCCGCCAUAGCUUUCUGUAGUUCCCGCACGUAAUCCGACUGUACGGAGGUUAGAUCUUCUAGACCGGAGCUCUCAAACUUCGCGUCUAUGUGGAGAAACCUCCCAGCCGCCCGCACGAUGUCAGAACUGGACAUUUUCGCAACGACUUCGGUGCAAACGAGACUUGAUUACAAGCUCAAUGGAAACAUCAAUGGAAACCGGAAGUGACGUCAUGGAAACCGGAAGUGACGUUUCCUUGUUAACCUACACAAUGCGUGCAGUAUACCUUUGACCUUUCUCUUUACUUGUUACGUUGACGCGAGUGCGCAUGUCAAACCUGUCUUCCGUAGGCUGUUUUAGUCUUAUUUAUGUAAGCCAAAUUAUGGACACCAUCAUCGUUUUCAUUAUUUCCAAACAAAACUUGUUAGUAUUUUCGAAAUUGCACGACAACACAGGGUUGUGUGCCAAAUAAUUGCACUUCAUGAACAGACCGCAAGGGUAACAGGUCCACCGAAAGGUCAAAGGUAUAAGGCACGCAAUACGGAAACAUAACUUCCGGUUUCCACUCUGAAGCCAUCAUCAUCAUUCAGUCAGGGCUUGCUGGCGAGGUACGUGGCGAAAAUGUCCAGUUCUGACAUCGUGCGGGCGGCUGGGAGGUUUCUCCACAUAGACGCGAGGCUUGAGAGCUCCGGUCUCGAAGACCUAACCUCUAUACAGUCUGAUUACGUGCGAGAACUGCAGAAAGCUAUGGCGGAAGCGGACUUCUCGAUCGAGAUUGAAGCCCUUAAGAGUCUCGGUGACGUGUUCCUAGAGAAGGGCAGAAUCAGUGGUGACUUGGCGGAGUUCGGUAAGGCCCACUCCGUGUACAGCGUCGCCUUGACCCGGUGUAGUCACAUCGGGCAAGUGCAGACCCUGCUACAUCGCGUUAAGUACGCAAGAACAUUCAUCGAUAAAACUUCACCCCCAAACCAACAUGGCGAUGGGCAUAAGCCGAAUGCGGAAGUGAAACAGGAACAACUUUCAGAUCUAAACGUAUCACCCUUGGAUCGUUUAAGAAUUGCAGAGACAGUUCAUGCAAGGGUGGCAGAACUAACAGAAGAGUCGUCACUAGCCGGCUAUGUGAACCUGUUGGUGGAGAGCGUCACGGCGUCGGACGUGUUGGCGGAAGUGGAGGCGCUGAAGGGCCUGGGUGACGAGUACCUGAGACGGGGCGGAGUCGCGAGGGACUUGGCGGAUUUCACCCGCGCGUCUGCCCUGUACUCUGCCGGCCUCGCGCGGUGCCAGGAUGCGGACAACAGGGACGCUCUCCGACACCGGGUUAGGUACACGGCUAGACUGAGGAAUGAAGAAUGUAAGGGAAAAUACACAACGUACAAGAACCAAGCAACAAAGAUCCAAUACAAUUACGCAAACGACGCCAGCGACAGCGAUGACGAAGAGUUUGUCAAAAGUGACUCAAACGAUGAACCGGAAAGCACCUACGAAGACCAAUAUGAAGCCGGGGUCAGUGCCCUGGAGAACGGUCUUCUGGAGACUGCAGAACAGAACAUCGCCUUAGCACUCAGACUUGUUCACGGAAACCAAGAGGAGAUGGCUAAAGAGGCGUCGUGCCUCUGUGGGCUGGGCGACAUCCACGUAGCGAAAGGUAAGAACACAGGAGACGGAAAGGCCUUUAGCCAAGCGGCAGCUCUGUAUAAUGGCGCACUUGUCAGGACAGAGGAUGCCACUGUCAAACAUGAAGUAAAUGAGAAACUGAAAGAAGCGGAACUAUCCUUCCUGCAACAUGCAGCACAUACAGACUGUAGGCCUAGUGUAAGCGAUGUCGACAGGGGACACAAGGAAGAGAUACGAGCAAUGCGGGAAAAGGUUACGCAAAACCUAGAGUCGAUAGACCAGCAGUUUAAUCUCCAGGAACAUCAGGAAGAUCAUCGUGCGAUGACUAAGUCUAAGUUGGAAGCGCAGAGAGCAGACGCAAUCAAAGACUUGUUUAUAGAAAUAGCUCAGAAUAGAAAAGAAUUCGUCGGAGUCCUAGUCGACGAGUGUAUGGAGGUGUUGGGCCCUGCUCCCUGUAAGUAUGCAGUCAUAGGUUUAGGCUCACAGGCAACAGAAACCGUCACUCCUUACUCUGACCUGGAGUUCGCCAUCUUGUUGGACGAAGGUUGUGACACUGAUGAAAACAAGCAGUACUUCCGCCUCCUCACUCACUACCUACAUCUAAAAGUCAUCAACCUCGGGGAAACCAUCAUCCCGGCCGUGGCCAUCAGAUCUCUCAAUGAUUUUGAGUCAAGUAAUCCUGCGGACAACUGGUUCUAUGACUCAGUGACCCCUCGUGGAUUUGCCUUUGACGGAGCGAUGCCGUGGGCCAGCAAAACGCCACUAGGAAGAGGCAAGACCAAGGCGAAGCCAGCGCUCGAGCUCAUUCGCAGCCUAAGCCGCAUGGCAGAACUGCAGCAAGAGGACGUCGCCGUGUCGGAGGGUUAUCACUUGUCGGACAUACUACGGAACGUGUGCUGCCUAACAGGCGAUGAUGGUCUUGUGGACGACUAUAUGAAGAUUGUAAAUAAGACAUUAAAAAGCACUCGUGGCCGUGGAGGCAGUGGUGUUAUCCGUGUUAGGGACACGCUGGCCAAAGACGUUGAACGCUACGGCAAGCAAGGACUUACGGCAAAGCUUCUCGACGUCAAGAAGGACAUCUACCGGUUCCCUACCAUCUCCAUAGACAGUCUGUGCGUUCUCAGUGGUCUAAAGCCGGGAAGCGUGUGGAAAGUCAUAUCAGACAUGGAAGAAUCAAACACACUGACCAGGGAGAACGCCGAUCAUCUGAAGGUGUUGGUUAGCAUAUCUGCUGAGCUACGACUGAGAACGUAUCUGGCCAACGGGAAACAGUUGGAGACGAUGUCUGCUCUGUCUCCAAUAGCAACGGACGGACAGACUGGCGACCGCGAGGCAGCGUUCAAGUCAGUGUUCUACCUUCCUGACGAUGAUUUGCUGUUCAGAUACCAUUACAGGGCGAUGCCACUGGAGAAGUUACUGUCAAGCAUUUCAACUGAUCAAAAAUUUGAGCCACAGGAAACAUUGCAAUCAAGCACUCUCUUUGACGAUUCGCCAGUGGUCAAAGCGCGUAUCUGCGACCAGUUAUUGAAAAUCAGAGAAGAGAUAAGUCAUCUUGAAGACGCGUUGACAUUUUUACUUAACUCCGCCGAGCCAGUCAAGGAGGCAGACAUUUUAGAUUAUGUAGACGAAAAAAGCAUCUCACGUGGAAAGUUAGCCGGUUUGCUCGACAAAAUAGGUACAGCAUGGAGUAAUCUUGAGGACAGACAGAAAGCCUUUGCAUAUUUUGAGCAAGCGCUGAGGAUUUCUAAAGCAGUACAUGGAAGAGACAGUGUCCAUCCCCAAAUCGCUGAUUCACUUCUAGACUUGGGUCAAGGAUGGCUCGGACUAGGUGAAAAUAGAGAGGCCAUUGAGUACUUUGAGUUGGCGUACAAGAUUAGGGUAAACAUCUAUGGAGACAACGCUGUUCAUCCUGAAAUUGCGUCGUGUUGGGGAUAUCUCAUGAAAGCUUGGAACAGCCACGGUGACUUCAGAAAAGCAGCAGAUUACUGUGAGCAAAUGUUCCGAAUCAUCAACACCAUACACAAAUAUGACCCAUUCAACGCAGCUGUUGCAGGGUGCAUUGCUGAUAUGGGAGUAUGUUCUUCAAAUCUCGGUGAUUUCCGGAAAGCGAUGAAGUACAGAAAGAAAGCAUUGAAAAUGACGGAGGCCAUAUAUGGCAACAAUACUGCACACCCGUACAUUGCUGCGGCCUUCAAAGAGGUUGCGAAAUCUUCUAUGCAGUUGGGGGAUUACAGGGAAGGGAUAUAUUACUUCGAGCAGGCUUUAAAAGCAUGGAAAAUUGUCCUUGGUCAGCAGACAAAUCAAUCUGUUAUCGCCAAUGUGCUUUCGGAUCUGGGUGUGGCAUGGGCUAGUACGGGCGACUAUACAGUUUCACGUCGUUAUCACCAGCAAGCCUUAGAAAUGAGGAAAGCCAUUUGUGGAGCGGACUCGGUACAUUCGGACAUUGGAAAAUCACUGAGCGAGAUCGGACAGACAUUUACCAACGAAGGUAGGCACAGGGAAGCGUUGAAAUUCCACGAGGAAGCCUUGGUCAUCUUUAAGAGAGUUCACGGAAAGGAUUCCAAUCAUCCUGACAUUGCACAAUCCCUGAAUUGUCUUGGAGAAGCCCUUUGUGAGACUGAGAGCUAUGAAAGGGCCAAAGAAAUCUUUGAAGAGGCUCUUGUCAUCUUUAAAGCGACAUUUGGAGACAACACAAAUAAUCCGGACAUUGCGAUGGUGUUGAACAAUUUGGGUAUAGUAUGGCGAUUCUUGGGGAACAAUCGAAAGUCAAUAACGUAUUACAAACAGUCUUUAGAAAUUAAGGAAUCCGUGUAUGGGCGCGAACGUCAAAAUCGUAGCAUCGCUCAUACAUAUUGCAAUAUAGCAGUAGCACAUAGUGAACUUAGCGAAUACAAGACGGCCAUUGAAUACAAUGAGAAGGGGUUGGACAUAUGGAGAAACACAUAUGGAUCGGUCAGUCCAUUUAUCAUAAAGACGCUGACAAACAUCGCGGCCGAGUGUGAAAAAUUGGGAGAAACACAAAAAGCAAUAAAACACAACGAGGAGGCUUUGGAAAUGUGUGAGACCGUGUUCGGGACCGGCAAAGAUCAUCCCAUGGUGGCAACAAUACGGAAAAACUUGGGUUUCAUCUGGAACGGGCUAGGUAACUACAAUAAGGCCCUUCAGGAUCUAGAGUCGUCGAUGGAGAUGAACCUAAGAUUGUCUGGUAACCAGGCAAAUUCAGCCGUAGCUCGCUGUCAAGUUAGCAUAGCGAUUAUCUGGGUGAAUCGCGAAGACUACUCGAAGGCGGUGGAAUGGCUUGAGAAAGCUUUGGAAAGCUGGACCAGUGUCUAUGGGGACAGACCACACGUCAACACUGCUAAGACACUAGCCGCACUGGGAUCGUGUUGGGAGAGUAUGAGGGACAACAAGCAAGCCGCCCGCUUCUACGGAAAGGCACUGGACAUGUUUAGAGCCAUGUAUGGGAAGAACUCGUCAAACUCUAAAAUUGCUUCCUUACAGUUUUGUCUGAUGAGGAUAGGAGUUCCUCCUUCUUCUACUCCUGGUCAAUUAGUCGACCUCAUCAUCAUUAAGUGCAAAAGGAACCCUUUACCAUAUUCGGCCCCAUAAUCUACAGGACUGUCAGGGGUGCUCGUUGUACCUGAAAAAAAAAAGAGUAGGGAAUUUCACAGGAGAAUGAGAUAUCAAAACCCGACGUUCCUUGAUACCUAGGGAAGUCGCUAGGAGGGCCCAAAACCUACUCAUUUCCAGUUUUCGUCACACCAACCAACACACCAAAUGUGCAAGCAAUCCAUUCAGUGCAGUCGUUCUUGAGUUAUCUUGUUUACAAACAGACAGUCUACAGACAGACACGCUACUGAAAAUAUAACCUACAUGAAUAUUUCAUUGCAGUAACCGAGUAAAUACCGAUAGCAAACAUACUGUAGGUUAACGAAGUUCCUUAAUAUUGUGCAUAGCGUAUAUACAUAGUAAUCAUGCCAAAUAGCUCUUAGAUAGCUUUGUAACGUUUCAUUUCACCACCAACGAUGAAUUAAGUUCCACUCUGAAGCCACCUCAGUGUGGUGGCCUUGAGUGCAGUUACUACCUUGGUAAGUGAUACUACGUUACUACACUAGUAUCACUUUGUGCACUUCUUAAACACAAGAAUAAAAGACUUGUUGGCUAUGACAUCAUGUUUUGUCCCUUGAAUUCUUUUUCAACGGCGACGUCUCUAUUUUGACAAUUUAGUAAUAAUCCUUUUUUACCAUCUUG